AUGUCCAAUUUCACCGAUCACCAUGGGGACAAGAGCGGCGCCUACCAUGGAGAUGAAGUGCGUUGCUACGCGUUCAUCGCGCCUGAGACCUCCUUCGCUACUAGGGCCAACACUCUACCAGAGUACUGUCGGAUGAACAGAGAGAUUGUGGAGCGAUGGUCAGCACUAUCAGGGGGACAGGAUAUAGCUGCAGUCGCCUCAACAGCCACAGUGGCUAGCAACCAGCUGGAUCCAUCGUGUCUGGUAGGCGACCGAGCAGUGGUGUCCGAGCGUACCGCGGUCAAGGGCUCCGUACUUGGACCGCAGACCACGAUCAGACCUCGUACCAGGGUCUUCAACAGCAUCCUCAUGGCUGGCGCCAGCAUCGGUGAAGGAUGUGCGGUGGUCAACUGUAUUCUCUGUGAUGAGGCUGUUGUUGAGGAUGGGUGCGACCUAAAGGAUUGUCUGGUUGGAAGUCGACAAAUAGUGCCUAGUGGAGAAAAACAUUCCAAUGAAGUUCUGACAGAUGAUGAGCAUCUCAUUGAAAUCCUGUAACCAUCUGCAUCUUAUGUUGACACUGCAUCUAGGGUACGAUGAUUUGUAAAAAUUUAUAGAAUAAAAAAGUUUUAUUACCUUGUA
This is a messenger RNA of Homalodisca vitripennis (glassy-winged sharpshooter), 618 nucleotides long. RefSeq names its product translation initiation factor eIF-2B subunit gamma-like. NCBI's taxonomy places the organism in Eukaryota, Metazoa, Arthropoda, Insecta, Hemiptera, Cicadellidae. The record is from RefSeq and is a predicted model, not a curated record. The coding region runs from base 1 to 534 and encodes 177 amino acids. Gene Ontology annotation, biological process: cytoplasmic translational initiation. Gene Ontology annotation, cellular component: guanyl-nucleotide exchange factor complex; eukaryotic translation initiation factor 2B complex. The transcript is spliced from 4 exons. Gene Ontology annotation, molecular function: guanyl-nucleotide exchange factor activity; translation initiation factor activity.